AUGUCUCCUUCAACUGGCAAAAGUACCAGCAAUACAUCAGUCGCCUCUGACGAGUCCUGUCGGUUUGAAACCAUCCAGAUUAUCGACACAGAGGAGCCUGAGUUUUAUCGAAGAGGAGGCUUUCAUCCAGUUCACAUCGGCGAUCACUUUGACAGCAGACGGUACAGAAUUGUCCACAAGCUUGGUCAUGGCGGCUUCUCCGUCGUAUGGCUAGCUUACGAUUCUUGGGAGUCAACCUGGGUGGCACUCAAGAUCGUGGCAGCUUCGGACUCCUCUAUGAUGGAAGAGAAAGCAUUAAUGUGCCACAACAUCAUUUCUAGCAUGAACGAUGAGAGAUUCGUUACUUACAAACGCUUCUUUUACAUCGAAGGACCCAAUGGCCGCCAUCUAUGUCUAGUCCUACCACCUUGUGGUCCUUCUUGCAACACCAUGUCCCAAUACCUGCAGAGUAGGAUUCACCCCUGGCUGGCACGUAAAGUAGCUUCCCAAGCUACCAAAGCUAUCGCACAUCUUCAUUCCCAAGGGCUUUGUCAUGGAGACUUUACCCCGAGCAACAUCGUGUUUCGCAUCCGUAACCUUGAUCACCUUGAUGAUCAAGGUAUAUACGAUCUUUUUGGCGAACCUCAACGUGAUAGCUUGAGAACAAUUUCUGGGGAACCUACUGGCGCAGAAGCGCCUCGAUAUAUCGUUGGCAAUCUCGACUUCACGUUAGCAGAGGAUCUCAUACUUGAUGAAAUCUGUUUGAUCGACUGUGAUCAAGCAUUUUUGUCCUCGUCUUCCCCGAGGAAAACACUUGGGACACCUCCAGGCUUUCUGGCGCCUGAGGUGGCAGUUGGAAAACCUGCCAGCCCGGCGAGUGAUGUUUGGGCUUUGGGCUGUUCUAUCCUACAGAUCAGGUCAGGCUCUUCUCCUUUCUCAAUUCCCAACGUCGAUAGCCCAGCAAACUUGCUUGGAUGGGUCAGCGAGUACCUUGGCUGCAUGCCGACAUCAUGGGGUGAGCCUCUAUUCGAUGAUGAUGGCCUCCCAACGACGGACACGACCAAUGGCGAGCCCCUAGGCGAAGUGCUCGAAAACACGAGAUCGCUCACGCAAUGGAUCAGAGAUAUCUGGGAUCAACCAGAGAAUCUUGAGGAGCUUCAGUCAGCAUCAACUGCGCCAGAAAGAGUGAAGGAUGAGAACAAGCCAUAUCUGGAAUGUUACAGCAACAAAUUUUGGAAACCGGCCGCGAUCAGAAUUGACAAUGUCUACCUUGGAGCAUACUCCGACAAAGUUGACAAGAUCAUUGAGUCACUGCCGAAAAUAUCGACGCAGGAAGCUGACUUGCUAUCUGAUUUGAUAUCCGGGAUUUUUGUUUACGAGCCUGCACAGCGAGUGUCUGCAAGACAUAUCUUAGCUCAUCCAUGGUUUCACAUGGACGAUACGAGAUGA
Molecule: messenger RNA, 1428 nt
Organism: Fusarium subglutinans
Lineage: Eukaryota; Fungi; Ascomycota; Sordariomycetes; Hypocreales; Nectriaceae
Product: CMGC SRPK kinase
Exons: 2
Coding region: 1-1428 (475 amino acids)
Biological process (GO): protein phosphorylation
Molecular function (GO): ATP binding; protein kinase activity
Source: RefSeq, a predicted model, not a curated record